AUGAGCCUUGUCGAAAGACAGGCCGCGCUCGACCUACAGCUACAAAAGCCACAGAGAAGACGGAGGACACGUACUGCCAAAAGCCCAAGUCCUGGAGAGGAUACGCAGGCCACAGACUCUCCAUCGAGUGCGACACCGCCAGCUAAGACAGUGAAGACGAGGAAGAGGAAGGAACAGAUUGUUCCACGACGUCUUCUCCCUCCCACCGAGCAGAAGCAUACCGACCUCACCUCAUUCAUAUCCUAUGCCGAUCAGCAGGGCCUGAGCAAUACAAGCACAGUCUAUCGCGGCACACACUACGAAUACACUGUAGCCAACAGUCUAGCAACCCUGAACUUCCAUCUCCGGCGCAUCGGCCGGGCCAACGACCUGGGCAUAGACCUCGUGGGCCAUUGGUCACUGCCAUCCAGCCCAAAAGCACACGCGCUACCGGUACUGGUCCAGUGUAAGGCUGCCAAGCCCACACCUUCAAUGGUCCGUGAGCUCGAUGGCACCUACACAGGAGCACCAGCCGGCUGGCAAGGCGACGGAGUGCUAGCUCUGCUUUCCAGCAUUGAGCCCAGUACGAAAGGAGUACAGGCCGCGGUACAGCGAUCGCAGUCGCCGUUGGGCGUAUUGCAAAUUACUAGGGACGGCCAGGUCAAGCAGUUCCUAUGGAAUGCUGCAGCUGCGGCAGCGGGGCUUGAGGGUCUUGGUGUUGCGGUCAGAUAUGCUACUAAGCGUGGUGGUGUGCUUGAGAAGGCCAAGGUUGGCGAGAGUAGUGUUACUGGGAAGGGUAGCACGAUUGGUUUGACUUGGAUGGGGAAGCCGUGGCUGCCAUUGGCAAUACCUAGUGCCGCAGCUGCUGAGUCGGUAGUGAUAGCCUAG
Recurvomyces mirabilis is the source of this 867-nucleotide messenger RNA. RefSeq lists its product as uncharacterized. NCBI's taxonomy places the organism in Eukaryota, Fungi, Ascomycota, Dothideomycetes, Mycosphaerellales, Teratosphaeriaceae. The record is from RefSeq and is a predicted model, not a curated record. Gene Ontology annotation, cellular component: mitochondrion. The transcript has a single exon. The coding region runs from base 1 to 867 and encodes 288 amino acids.